CUCUCCCCACACAGGUACCGGGGUACUUGGUUUCUAGGGUUUCUAGCGCUGCCGCCACUUGGGCCGGCUAGGUGCAAUGUGAUGGCUGAGUCGAAGGUCCAUGUAACCCGAGGGGAAACAGCGCAUAAGUUCAUGGCUGCCGAAAGUUUGUCGACAAUGCAGCCAGAUGCUGCGCAGGUGCGCGUUGAGGAGAUUGAGGAGGAGCCUGAGGAGCCUGGCUCGACUUCAGAUGAUGAGAUGGACAAUGGGGCACAUGCAGAGUGUCCGUUGUGCCGAGGCAGUGGUGCUGUUGACCCAGGCGAGAUGGAAAGCGGGUGGCAACCUGAGGAGGGACUGUUUGAGACUUACCCAGGAUCAGAGUCGCAUUGGGACAGCAGGUUUUCGCGUAGGAGGCGGCACCGGCGCCGAGCGGCAUGCCUUUGGGGAAGGUCUUGCCAAGCGCUUCUCAUCUCUUCCGUGUACAUCACCCUCGCCCUGGCUCUGGGUUUCCUUGCCGUGUCGUUUUAUCCCAGGAAUCCUGACUUUGAUCUGGUGGAUGUACGCUUCACAAAGUUUCAGCUCAGAUGGGAGAGAGACUCGACUGUGGGAAUGUACCCAUCGGACUGGGCGAACGAGUCCGCUCUUGACGGUUCUAUAGUGGACUCGAGACGACAACCUUACGUGGUGGCGGAAGAGAGGGCACAGGAAACGGAAGAAGACGGAAGAAGGUUCUUAGAAGACGCUGACAGGUCUAUAAGAGCUUCGGAAUCAGUGGCUGACACCAGUAUCAGGAGCGUACUUACUGUUGCGCAAGACUUGUUAGGUUGGGAAGCUUUGAACGAAACCGAGAAAGAGGCAUGGGGGAAAGCGCUAGAGACAGCGGAUGAGAACGACCCGACCAUCUUCGGGAGGAGACUCGUACUUGACAUUGACCUUAUGGUCAAAGUGCUGGUAAAGAAUCCCAACAAGGUGGGGGUGCAUUAUGAGGCGAGCAGCCUAGACAUCAUCUACAAGGAGAAGAAGUUGGGCGAGGCGCUCCUCCCCCCUGGGCAGCAGGCUGCGGCCAGCAGCACGCUCAUCAUCGUUCCCGCCCAGCUGAACGGCCUCAGCACUUUCGGCAUGUCCUUUGCGCUCCUGAGGGACUGGGAGAACCGGGCGGUCGAGAUGGACAUCGCGGCGCGCUUCACAGGGACGGUCGACCUUAUCGAGCUUAUACCGCAUGAGUUCAUCGCCGACAUGUUUUGUGACGUGCUCACAAAUCCGAGAAACUUGAAGAUCAUGAAGCGGACUUGUCAAUGGAAGUACGGCGGUCGGAUAUGACGUUAAAUAUCUGUACUCUACUAGGCUAUGUACAUACUUGAAGUAGGAAACAUCAGCUCGCAGUGACGGGGCCUGUAAUCCUAGAUAGGAUCCAGUAAAGGAGUGCUGCUAUAAAAGCAACUGGACUGGAAGUACAUACGAUUCUUGGGCCGUAGCAUUCCAGCUAGGAUGAUAUAGUCGGUAUCAUAGUUGAGCCACUAGGCUGACCCCAUCAGCUUGCCGGGCGUCGUGAUGUCUUUCUGUGCAGGUCAAAGCGGAACGUGGGGCCUGAGGCGUGCAG
Messenger RNA from Klebsormidium nitens, 1579 nucleotides. The record is from the annotation of a GenBank genome assembly. NCBI's taxonomy places the organism in Eukaryota, Viridiplantae, Streptophyta, Klebsormidiophyceae, Klebsormidiales, Klebsormidiaceae.